Messenger RNA from Cetraspora pellucida, 335 nucleotides. The record is from the annotation of a GenBank genome assembly. Lineage: Eukaryota; Fungi; Glomeromycota; Glomeromycetes; Diversisporales; Gigasporaceae.
CUAUUAUGAGUGAACAUAUUGAAGAGAAUAUUUAUCCUACAACAUUAUUAACAAUAAAAAUCUAUGGUGAUAUCUAUUACAGUACUCAGACUACAGAAGGUGUUGUAAAAUUCUUUGAGGAUCUUGAUCGUUCAUGUAUUGAUGGACAAAAAUGGGCUUAUACUGCAAAAACUACCUGUAAUUAUGCAACAACUCUAAGAUCAAAUACAUGGUUGGCAAGAUCUAACUCCUCUCUUGAUCAAAUUGCCAAAAUAAUGUUCUGUUGGUCUCAUAAAUUACCACAAAAAUUUGCAGUUGUUGAGACCAAUGUUAGCGCACAUAUAAUGGUUGACUGA